AUGUGUUUCCAGGGCUAUCACAUCCCCCAUGGCCGUUAUGAGCUCGGAGGGAUAAACCUCGCGCGCAUCGCCUACGGCGGCCACAAGGGUCACAAUCCCCGAGACUUCCUCGCCUUCUGGCUCAAUGAACUCGGGUACGAUGUCCUCGCCAUAUCCUAUCCGCUCGAAAUGCAAGGAUCAUCACCCCUCGCAGCCGACCUGGCGCAACGCCCGCAUUUCGGCAUCGUAGACUGGGGCGAACAAAUUGCACGGACAACGCGGAAAGUCAUUGACGAAAAUAAGUUGGCAGGUAUUCAUAAUAAUCAGAUUAUCCUCGUAGCUUGGAGCAUGGCCGGGAAGAUCCUCGAACCCUUUACCCUCGCCGCGAAGAGAUAUGAUCUCGAUCCGAGACUGUUUGUCUCGCUAGCUGCCACCCCGGCGGGGAUAAGGAGGCUGCCCCCCGUGCCUCCGAGGCUUCAUGACACGGAGGCAGGGUACGCAGCUGGUUCUUCGUCGUCGGUAGAGGGUAUGUUGCGACAGGUUAGGCAACAAGCACAGCGUAGUGGUACAAGUGCCGCCAUCAUCGACGACGAAGCAUAUCUCCGCGAAUACUUCGGCCAUACGCCCAUCUCCCUCACGAACGCAGGCAUGAAAUACUGCCCAUCCAGCGUCCGAACGGGACAGGGACAACUGGAAUCCAGCUUCAUCCCCUCGGAAUACGACAAUCCACGAGAGGCAGGUCCUACAGACGAAGACUUCACCAUCUACCCCUCCAUCGCAGCGAGUCGGCCCUCAUCCCCAGCGGACCUAAGACAUGCCCUAACCGACGCAGCAGCAUGGGGACUGGUUCUGACGCUGAAGCUCACAGCGGACGUGAUGAGGGCUGUCGGAUCCGGGACAUCUUUAUCUUUUUCUCUGCGUGAAGACGUCUGGGAUGAGGUGCAGAACCUCGAAUCUCCCGCACCGGGAUACCAGACGAAUGAGACGGUUCGGGGCAACCAUUUCUUUUUCCUGGGGGCAACGGGGACCAGGAAGACUGCUGAGACGAUCGAUCGAUUGUUCGACCGCGCAGAGAGUAUUGGGGUGAAACUGGGUGGUUUGCUUUGUUCUACUUGA
This is a messenger RNA of Monascus purpureus, 1095 nucleotides long. The record is from the annotation of a GenBank genome assembly. Lineage: Eukaryota; Fungi; Ascomycota; Eurotiomycetes; Eurotiales; Aspergillaceae.